AGAAGAGAGAUGGAGGUGUUAUCUCUGCUUCCAUGCAAGGGCUGCACCCCCUGGCAGGGCCUUCUUCUCACAGCCUCCCUUUUAACCUGCUGGCACCUGUCCACCGCUGCCCAAGUUACCAUUGAAUCAGUGCCGCCCCAAGUGGUUGAAGGAGAAAACGUCCUUCUACGUGCCAACAAUCUGCCAGAGAAUCUUCUAGCUUUUUCCUGGUACAAGGAGGUGAGAAAUAUGAACCUCAGAAUUGCACUAUUUGCACUGAACACUAAUCAAAGUGUGAUGGGGCCUGGACAAAGCGACAGAGAAACAGUGUACAGCAAUGGAUCCCUGUGGCUGAAAAAUGUCACCAAGGAGGACACAGGAUUCUAUACCCUACAAACAGUAAAUAGAGGUGGAAAAACUGUAUCUACAACAACCACGUACUUCCAUGUGUACACCUCCCUUUAUACCUGUGGGCACCCUUCCCCCUCUGCCCAGCCCACUAUUGAAUCAGUGCCACCCAGUGUUGCUGAAGGGGGAAGUGUUCUUCUACUUGUUCACAAUCUCCCAGAGAAUCUUCAAGCUCUUUACUGGUACAAAGGGGUAUUUGCACACAAGAAGUUUGAAGUUGCCCGACACAUAAGACAAAUAGAUUCAAGUUUGCAGGGGCCAGCACACAGUGGUAGAGAAGCAUUGUUCAGAAAUGGAUCGCUCCUGCUCCACAACAUCAUCUGUAAGGACACUGGAUUCUAUACCCUACGAAUUCUGACUACAGAUCUAAAAGUUGAAGAAGCCCAUGUGCAACUCGAGGUGAACACCUCCGUUUCUACAUGCUCUAACUCUCCAACCUCUACCCAAGUCAAAAUUGAAUCAGUGCCUCAGUAUGUUGCUGAAGGAAAAAGCAUUCUUCUCUUAGUUCAUAAUCUGCCUGAAGAUCUUCAAGAAUUUUACUGGUACAAAUCAGUGUAUAGGACAGACGUCUUUAAAAUUGCAGAAUACAACCGAGCCAUUGAUUCCACCAUCUGGGGGCUUGCACACAGCCAAAGAGAAAUGGUAUACACCAAUGGAUCCCUGCUGAUCAAGGACGUCACUGAGAAAGAUGCAGGAUUAUACAUGCUAGAAACUUUGAACAAAGAUUACAAAAUUGAGAAAGCAUUUGUGCAACUCCAUGUGAACAAGCCUGUGUCACAGCCCUUAUUGCGAGUCAUUGACACCACAGUCACAGUACAGAGCUCUGUGAUCUUCACUUGCUUCUCAGCUGACCCUGGAAUCUCCAUCCGUUGGAUCUUCAAUAACCAGAAUCUGCAGCUCACAGAGAGGAUGUCUCUGUCCCCCCAAAAUUGCCAACUCAGCAUAGAUCCUGUCAGGAGAGAGGAUGCUGGAGAGUAUAAGUGUGAGGUCUCCAACCAAGUCAGUUCAAAGACCAGUCUCCCAGUCAGCCUGGUUGUGAAGAAUGAGUGA
Molecule: messenger RNA, 1437 nt
Organism: Peromyscus californicus insignis
Lineage: Eukaryota; Metazoa; Chordata; Mammalia; Rodentia; Cricetidae
Product: pregnancy-specific glycoprotein 22-like
Exons: 5
Coding region: 10-1437 (475 amino acids)
Biological process (GO): T cell activation
Cellular component (GO): external side of plasma membrane
Source: RefSeq, a predicted model, not a curated record